UGGUCUCAGCUCCAGGGGCCCUCCCCCUGAAUUUCAUUUCCUGAUAAAGCGAACCUGAUAAAGGUUUAGGAAUUUGGAGAGAUCUCCUGCAGACACAGCACUAGAAAGGAAGAGAGGUGUGAGUCUGGACAGAGCGACAAAACUGCUGACCCCCAUGAUGGAUCUCUCGGCGACCUUUAUUAUUUGCUUUGUGAUGUCCCUUCAGUGCACCUUCCCUGGGGCUGCCCCAUGCCCUCCUGUGUCCUCUCCAAACAUCACAGAGUUCGUUUGUUCCUCCCCAACUCUCAGCGAUUUCCCGAGCGGUUUCCCCAAACAGAUCCGAACCAUCUCCGUCGAGUUCACCAACAUCUCUAUCAUCAGCGUAGAUGCCCUCCAGGCCCUUCCUCACCUCCGGGAGCUUCACCUCUCCAACAACAAGUUGAAGACUCUUCCCAGCAGCCUCUUCCGUGACCUCCCAGAACUGACCGCUCUGGAUCUCACUGGCAACCUCCUCAAAGAUCUCCCACCGAGGAUAUUCAGAAACAACAGUGCCUUGGAGCAACUCUCGCUGAAGGAAAACCAGUUGACUCUUCUCCGUCCUUCGUGGUUUCAAGCCUUACGGAGUCUCAAGAUCCUAGAUCUCUCCAACAACAAGCUGAAAGAGGUGCCCGACUUGUGCUUUGAAAAGCUGGAGCAGUUGACCGAUCUGGACCUCUCACACAACUUCCUCCGCACGCUCUCAGCACCGAUAUUUGAGGGUUUGCCCCUCCUGACGGGUCUCAACCUAGAAGUCAACCAGUUGCAAUCGAUCGCGGAUGAGACCUUCCAUGCCAUUCCAGAGCUGAAGUUCCUCUUCCUGCAAAACAACAGCUUGGAUAAACUCCCCGCCAAGGUCUUUGAGCCGCUGAAGUUGCUCGAAAUGUUGGAUAUCUCCCACAACCGGCUCUCUUCUUUGGCUCCUCCAUUCUCUGGCCAAGUCUCCGAACCAGGUCUUGACCUUUCCGGAAACCCAUGGGUCUGCGAUUGCCGCAUGCACACUCUCAUAAACUGGGCCAAGAAUAAUUCAGUGAGCCUUUAUUCCAUGAAGGAAAUGAUCUGCUCCUCUCCUAAGGAUCUUGAAGGCCGAGUGGUAACCUCUCUCAGCGAGUCCGAAUUUAGUUCCUGCUGAAAUCCUUGAAACGCAUCCACUUUUUUGUGAGUUCCCAAACCCACCCUGCAAUUUUUCCUUUGGCGGAACGGCACACGAAAGACUUUGCAGAAUCUCCGAAUUCUUGCUUCCUCCAAUAUAUGACCCCUUACAGUUGCCGUUCCUUCUUCUAGCUAAUAUUGUCAACUCAGACUUUGCACGAUCUCCAAAUCCUCACUUCCUUUGACGUCUGACCUCAUACAGUUGCCGUUCCUUCUUCUAACCUAAUGUUGUCAACUCAGACUUUGCAAAAUCUCCAAAACCUCUGAUAUCUGACCUGUUACAGUUGCUGUUCCUUCUUCUAGCCUACUAUUCUCAACUCCAUCUUUGCAAAGUCUCCAAAUCAUCACGCCCUCCGAUCUCUGACUUCUUACAAUUGCCGUUCUCUGUUUUAGCCAAACCCUUCCUCUAAGGUGGCCCUCUGUGAUCCUAUGAUUGUGCAAAUGUUAUGAUUUUCCCCUGGGACUGCUAACCCCCUUCCAUCCAUACACAAUAUUGCAAGCCGCUCUCAUUGCUCUGAGCUUUGGCCUGCCUCUUGAGGCUUUCCUUUCAUCUAAAAUUGGGUUGUCCUUCUGCAAACUUUAGGAUUCCCCCCCUGAGAAUAUUAAAUCCCCACGCACGCUUGUUGCAAUUCCCAGGGGUCUUGUUUAGACCAUCCCCAGCCAAAUCCGCUAUUAGAAGAAGCAAUAGUAAUGGUCUAUUAAUAGCUUCUACUAACAGUGCAGCUGGGGUUUUUGUUUUCCUCCUUUGUUCCUUCGCUUUUCCUUUCCUCCACCCGCCCGCCUUUCCUUCGCCCUCCGCUCUUAAUUGGAAAGAAAACGGCACAAUGCAAUCCGGGCCCAACAUCGCUCCGGAAAUUUAUGGCAAAGCUGCACUCCCAUGGAAGUUUUAAAUUAAACCCAAUUGCUUAAAGAUGCCAGGCAAUUUGCUGUGAUUUAACAGAGCAAUAAAAAAAAAAAUCCAGCGCACAAAGUCA
Molecule: messenger RNA, 2141 nt
Organism: Sceloporus undulatus (fence lizard)
Lineage: Eukaryota; Metazoa; Chordata; Lepidosauria; Squamata; Phrynosomatidae
Gene: LRG1
Product: leucine rich alpha-2-glycoprotein 1
Exons: 2
Coding region: 155-1147 (330 amino acids)
Cellular component (GO): plasma membrane
Molecular function (GO): protein binding
Source: RefSeq, a predicted model, not a curated record